This is a messenger RNA of Nelumbo nucifera (sacred lotus), 3279 nucleotides long. RefSeq names its product exocyst complex component SEC3A. Gene Ontology annotation, cellular component: plasma membrane; exocyst. Gene Ontology annotation, molecular function: phosphatidylinositol-4,5-bisphosphate binding. The record is from RefSeq and is a predicted model, not a curated record. Gene Ontology annotation, biological process: exocytosis; Golgi to plasma membrane transport. Lineage: Eukaryota; Viridiplantae; Streptophyta; Magnoliopsida; Proteales; Nelumbonaceae.
AGAAAUUGCUGCAACCUUAGUCGCAGUGAACUACAUGUCAAAUGGUUUCGCCGUUUCGGUCCUCGUCAAAGUCCCUCAUUCGGUUAUUCCCACCUUCCCAGACAUCUCCGUCUGUACUGUAAUAACUCCUAACCAGCCUGGUCCGGCGGGGGUUGCUUCACGCUGAGACACGCCUACUCGAUCUUUCAACUACCAGAAAACCGAAAACUGUUCUGUUUUCGUUUCCGGACUAGAAUUGCAGAACAACAAUGGCGAAAUCGAGUGCGGACGACGAGGAGCUCAGGCGAGCCUGUGAAGCAGCUCUCGAGAGUAGUGGCACUAAGGAGAAAAUCGUGAUGUCGAUCCGCGUCUCAAAAAGUCGUGGGAUCUGGGGUAGAUCAGGACGAUUAGCUCGUAACAUGGCAAAACCUAGGGUUCUUGCGCUAUCCACAAAAUAUUCUUCAAAGGGUCAGAGGACUAAAGCUUUUCUUAGAGUCUUAAAGUAUUCCUCUGGAGGAGUUCUUGAGCCUGCAAAACUAUACAAGCUAAAGCAUCUAUCAAAGGUAGAGGUUAUUGCAAAUGACCCCAGUGGCUGCACGUUUACACUGGGAUUUGAUAACCUUAGAAGCCAAAGUGUUGCUCAACCUCAGUGGACCAUGCGCAACAUCAGUGACAGGAAUCGCCUUCUGCUUUGCAUCUUAAACAUGUGCAAGGAGCUACUAGGCCAUCUUCCCAAAGUUGUUGGCAUUGAUAUUGUUGAGAUGGCUCUUUGGGCUAAGGAAAAUACAUCCACUGUCACCACUCAAGCAAAUACUCAAGAUGGGCCUAUCGCAACCAUUGUGACAGAGAAUGACUUGAAAGUAACUGUUGAAAAAGACCUUGUCUCACAAGCUGAAGAAGAGGAUAUGGAGGCCCUUCUUGGCACGUAUGUCAUGGGUAUUGGGGAAGCAGAGGCUUUUUCUGAAAGGUUGAAGAGAGAGCUACUUGCUUUGGAAGCAGCAAAUGUGCAUGCCAUUUUGGAAAGUGAGCCUUUAGUAAAUGAGGUUUUGCAAGGUUUAGAAUCAGCAAUGAUUUGUGUAGAUGAUAUGGACGAGUGGCUAGGAAUUUUUAAUGUAAAACUCAGACACAUGAGAGAGGACAUUGAAUCGAUAGAAAAUCGUAAUAAUAAGUUAGAGAUGCAUUCUGUGAAUAACAAGGCCCUUGUAGAGGAGCUUGAUAAGCUUGUUGAAAGGCUGCGUGUUCCCUCUGAGUAUGCAGCCUCUCUAACAAGUGGUUCAUUUGAUGAAUCACGCAUGCUUCAGAAUAUUGAAGCAUGCGAAUGGUUAACGAGUGCUUUACGUGGUCUGGAAGUUCCAAAUUUGGAUCCUUGCUAUGCAGACAUGCGAGCUGUUAAAGAGAAGCGUAUAGAGCUUGAAAAAUUAAAAACUACUUUUGUUCGGAGAGCAUCUGAAUUCUUGAGGAACUACUUUUCUAGCCUGGUGGAUUUUAUGAUAAGUGAUAAAAGUUACUUUUCUCAGCGAGGACAAUUAAAGAGGCCUGAUCAUGCAGACCUGCGGUACAAAUGCAGGACAUAUGCACGCCUUCUGCAACACUUAAAGAGUCUCGACAAGAAUUGUUUGGGUCCAUUGCGGAAAGCUUAUUGUAGUUCUCUUAACUUGCUGCUUCGUCGAGAGGCCCGUGAAUUUGCUAAUGAGCUUCGUGCUGGCACAAAAGCAUCAAGAAAUCCCACUGUCUGGCUUGAAGCUUCCUCUGGUUCCAGUCAAACUGUGAAUAAUGCAGACACUUCCAAUGUAUCUGAUGCAUAUGCAAAGAUGCUUACUAUUUUCAUCCCCCUCCUUGUUGAUGAGAGUUCCUUUUUUGCACAUUUCAUGUGCUUUGAGGUUCCUGCUCUUGUUCCACCUGGAGGUCCUGCUAGCGGGGACAAAAAUGGGUUGAAUGAAGAUACAAAUGAUGAUGAUUUGGGCAUUAUGGACAUUGAUGAAAAUGAUAGAAAAGAGGGUAAAAGUUCUUUGGAGCUGGGAUCAUUAAAUGAAUCUCUUCAAGAUUUGCUUGAUGGAAUCCAAGAGGACUUCUAUGCUGUGGUGGAUUGGGCAUACAAAAUUGAUCCUUUGCGCUGCAUAUCAAUGCAUGGGAUUACAGAGCGCUAUCUCUCUGGUCAGAAAGCUGAUGCAGCAGGGUUUGUGCGUUGUUUGCUUGAUGACCUCGAGUCAAGAAUUUCAGUUCAAUUCAACAGGUUUGUUGAUGAAGCUUGCCACCAGAUUGAGAGAAAUGAACGCAAUGUACGGCAGAUGGGUGUCCUGUCUUAUAUCCCCAGAUUUGCAACCCUUGCAACACGUAUGGAGCAGUAUAUUCAAGGACAAUCUAGGGACUUGGUUGAUCAGGCUUACACAAAAUUUGUUACCAUAAUGUUUGGGACUUUGGAGAAAAUUGCACAAGCCGAUCCAAAGUAUGCUGACAUUUUACUUUUAGAGAACUAUGCAGCCUUCCAGAACAGCCUCUAUGACCUAGCUAAUAUUGUGCCCACACUUGCAAAGUUCUAUCACCAGGCAAGUGAGUCUUAUGAACAAGCUUGUACACGUCAUAUCAACAUGAUCAUAUACAAUCAAUUUGAAAGACUCUUCCAAUUUGCUCGAAGAAUUGAAGAUUUGAUGUACACAAUUACACCAGAGGAGAUCCCAUUUCAGCUUGGACUUUCCAAAAUGGAGCUUCGGAAAAUGUUAAAAUCCAGUUUGUCUGGGGUUGACAAGUCCUUCAGUCAAAUGUACAGAAGAUUGCAAAAGAAUUUAACUUCAGAGGAGUUGCUGCCAUCCUUAUGGGAUAAAUGCAAGAAGGAAUUUCUGGACAAGUACGAAAGCUUUGUUCAACUGGUUGCCAAGAUUUAUCCCAAUGAAACCGUUCCAUCCGUAGCAGAAAUGAAAGAGCUUCUUGCCUCCAUGUAGAGGGAGUGAUUUCUUUUUCAGAUGUAUAGAGGCUUCAAUGAUCCCUUGUGUGUGUAUAUGUGUAAUCCGAUUUUUUCUCUUGAAAGAGAGACAUCUCAGUUGUCAUUACUAGAAUAGGUUGUACUAUACAUGUUUACAUUGUUUCUUUUAUUGGAAGUAAGAAAAAUUGUCAAUCCUUUCUUGGGCCAAGGUACUGUUUGAAGCAUUCCAAGGUGUUGAUCUAUUAUUUGGUUGUUUGCAUCUCAUUCCACUUUCAAUGCUUUUUCUGUAGUCAAUGCACGGCCCUACCAUUCCUCUAUGUAUUCCUCGUAAUACAGAGUACAGACUCAUUGGUUAUAUUCAAGGCUUUCUAUUGAUUUGA